AUGGGCUCCCGGCACUUCCCGGCCCGGACCGUGCUCUUUGAGAAGGAAUCCAACGGUGUCACGUAUCGUGUGCCCGCCCUGCUCUACCUGCCCUGCGUGGCCAAGCUGCUGGCCUUCGCCGAGGAGCGGCUCAGCGCCGACGAUGCCCACGCCAACCUGCUGGUGCUGCGCCGCGGCACCAUCUACGGCAGCUACGUGGAGUGGGAAGACAUGCGUGUGCUGGAGACAGCAACGCUGCAGCACCAUCGGUCAAUGAACCCCUGCCCACUCUACGAUGAGUUCACAGGCACCCUCUUCCUCUUCUUCAUCACGGUGCUGGGCAGGACACCUGAAGCCUACCAGAUUGUCACUGGCCAAAAUGUCACCCGCCUCUGCUGUGUCACCAGUGCUGACCAGGGCCUGAGCUGGAGUACAGCCACAGACCUGACACAGCAGGUCAUUGGUGCGACCAUCAAAGACUGGGCGACGUUCGCGCUGGGCCCUGGCCACGGGAUCCAGCUGCGUUCUGGCCGGCUGCUGGUGCCUGCCUACAGUUACCACAUCGACUGCAAGGAGUGCUUUGGGCAGCUCUGCAAGACCACCCCGCACUCCUUCGCCUUCUACAGCGACGACCACGGCCGUGCCUGGCGCUUCGGGGAGUUCAUUCCCAACCUGCAGACGGGCGAGUGCCAGCUGGUCUCAGUGGAUGAGGAGGAUGGAUCCAACGUCCUCUACUGCAACGCCCGCAGCCCCUUGGGCUUCAGGGUGCAGGCACUCAGCACGGAUGAUGGGGCCGUUUUCCAUGGGGGGCAGCUGGUCCAGCGGCUGGUGGAGCCCCCCCAUGGCUGUCACGGCAGUGUCAUUGGCUUCCCAGCACCAUUGGUGUAUGUCCCCACGGCCUCCCGGGACACCGGGAUGCCCCUCCAGGGCUCAGCUCUCCCGCUGCUCCCUGGAGCGCUCCGGGGGCUUGGGCACCUGCCCACCCGACAGGCAGGAGGUGCUGAGCUGCCCACUGGCAACCUCCAUGAGCCCAGUGAGGAUUGUCCUACCCCAGGGCACCACGGUGAUGCCCACAGUGUCACCUUGGGCCAGGGGCACUCUGCAGCAACCCCCAGCUCUACUCCUUUCUUCCAAGCACCAACCUGGAUCCUCUACUCCCACCCCACCAGCUCCAUGUCUCGGGUUAACAUGGGGGUUCACCUGAGCACCUUCCCCAGGGAUGCAGAGAGCUGGACAGAGCCCUGGGUCAUCUACGAGGGCCCGAGCGCUUACUCAGACCUGGCUUAUCUGGAGCUGCCCUACAGGGACGCGCCGGUGGCCGGUGGCACAGCCAUCGCCUUCGCCUGCCUCUACGAGAACGGGAUGAGGUCUCCUUAUGAGCAGAUCUCCUUCAGCAUGUUCACACUGCACGAUGUGCUCCAGAACAUCCCCCUGACAGCUGCUGCUCCCCGCCGGGGCCGCGGCCCCACGCGCCACCGGGGCAAGAGGAGAAGGAGCUGCCUCAUCUCCUAG
Sturnus vulgaris (Common starling) is the source of this 1491-nucleotide messenger RNA. RefSeq names its product neuraminidase 4 (gene NEU4). The record is from RefSeq and is a predicted model, not a curated record. Lineage: Eukaryota; Metazoa; Chordata; Aves; Passeriformes; Sturnidae. Gene Ontology annotation, biological process: oligosaccharide catabolic process; ganglioside catabolic process. Gene Ontology annotation, cellular component: membrane; intracellular membrane-bounded organelle; cytoplasm. Gene Ontology annotation, molecular function: exo-alpha-sialidase activity.